CGCAGGUUUUCCGGUGCCUUAGUUACGGAACAAGAUGGCGUUGCGGCACAGCGUCGGAGACACUACCCCCUUCCUGACCCAGGCGGAUGACACGGAGGAGGACAGGUCCAGGGUCCCGGAUGGCCAGGCGGCGGAUGAUGAAGAGGAAGAUGCAGGGGGCGGGGAGGGAGACGUGCACCACCUGACGGGAAUCUCAUACCGCCAUUCCCUCGCCAUCGUGCUAAUUCUCUUCUACGUCAACCUCCUGAACUACAUGGACCGGUUCACAGUCGCCGGGGUGCUCCCCAAUAUUGAGAAAGCUUUUGGCAUCAACGACAGCCAAUCGGGAUUGGUGCAGACAGUAUUUAUUGGCAGUUAUAUGGUGCUGGCGCCUGUAUUCGGUUAUCUGGGUGACCGCCACAACAGGAAGUACAUCAUGUGUUUCGGCAUUUCCUUUUGGUCCAUCGUGACCCUCUGUAGCUCCUUCAUACCCAAACAGCAUUACGCCCUGUUCCUUCUCACACGAGGUCUGGUUGGGGUCGGAGAGGCCAGUUAUUCCACCAUCGCCCCCACCAUCAUCGCCGACCUCUUCGUGGCAGACCAGCGCAGCCGAAUGCUCUCCAUCUUCUACUUCGCCAUCCCCGUCGGCUGCGGCCUCGGCUACAUUGCGGGGUCACAGGUGACAAGCGCAGCGGGAGGAGACUGGCACUGGGCGCUACGGGUAACCCCGGGACUCGGCCUGAUAGCGGUCCUGAUGCUGAUCUUCUUUGUGAAGGAGCCUCCUAGGGGCGCAGUGGAGAGGAAAUCUGACCUAUCUCUCACCCACACUUCAUGGGCGGCCGAUGUCAAGGAGCUGCUGAAAAU
Messenger RNA from Nanorana parkeri, 843 nucleotides. RefSeq names its product protein spinster homolog 1-like. Gene Ontology annotation, cellular component: membrane. The record is from RefSeq and is a predicted model, not a curated record. Gene Ontology annotation, molecular function: transmembrane transporter activity. NCBI's taxonomy places the organism in Eukaryota, Metazoa, Chordata, Amphibia, Anura, Dicroglossidae. The transcript has 6 exons. The annotation marks the transcript as partial. Gene Ontology annotation, biological process: transmembrane transport.